CAACACAAGGCCAGCAACACAAAGCACCAGGGUACCUUCACUAUUUGUACUAGUACUAGUAGUACAAGCACAGUAUUAGUAGAACUACCGACAAUACCGAUGCUUGCUGUAGUAUGAGAAGCAUACGCAUUCGUACGGUGUUCCCUCGGUCCGGAAGCGUCCCCUCGUUUCCCGCUCGUUCGCUGCUUCGCGUUCUGGAUCAAGCCCGCCGCCGGGUGGUUUGUUUCCUGCUUCACUGCUUCACUGCGAGAACACUAUUGAGCCACCGACCGAAUGGGUGGCACGAAGCGCUCGGUAGCGCCCAGCAGUUUCUCCAUGGAUUUGUUUGUUCUUCCGUAGUUUUAGGGUAAAACGUAAGAAUUGAUUUCUUUUCUUUAAAUUAUAAAUUGUCUAGUCGUACAGUAAAAAUCAUAAAUCAUGGGCAAGUAUAUCAUAUCAUUUCUUCCGUGGAUGGGUCGAUUCGAUUCGGUUCGAUAUCGAGCAAGACACCAGCGCCGUGGUCGUGGUGUGUCAUCGGUUCCGUUCCGAGAACCAGGAAGCUUCGGGAGGAGGCGGAACGAAGGGCCUCGCGGUUGUUAUUCGCGGCGGGUGUGGUGGCACGCCACGGAAUUGGAAUUCGCAUUCGCAUUCGCAUUCGCAACCCCUGUGGAACGCAUCUAGGGGCAGGAGGAGAGGGACCCCCCGGCGCACGAGAAGGUGUUGGUGGAACCCGAGCACGUGCACUCGACGGUCCCGAAGGUGUCGUGGUCGUAGCAGCAGGUGAAUUCCUCGAAUCCCGAAGGGUUGCAGGCGUCUCCCGACAUGGGGGCCUCCGCCCCGCAAAAGUUGGGGUUGAUGGCCAGGUUGUUGACGGAAAGGUCGACGCCGAUGCCGACGUCCGCGACCGGGGCCAGGGGGGGUGCCAGCGGGUUGGUGACGGUGACGAUCGUGGUGAGGUCUUCCUUCUCGACGUCGAGGGUCCCGGAUCCCUGGUUGGUGCAGACCCACGUGUCCUCGCCCCUGACGCAGGUGCAGAUGGGAACGGGGUUGUAUUCGUAGUAGGGGCAGCUCUUGAUGUUGGCAUCGCCCACAAAGGUGCAAUUUGUUCCGCUCUCGGGCAGGGUGGCGGGGCAAUUGACCGUGUCGAUCACCACUUCGCUUGCGGGUCCUUGUCCCUGUGGUUCUUGUGGUUCUUGUGGUUCUUGUGCCCCGGGGGCAUCUUCGGCGAGUUGCGAGGUGUUGAGGGUGCUCGCGUCCCAGACAGCGGGUCUCCCGGCGUCCACGUAGGCCUUGUCGACCCUCUUGCCGCACUCGAAAAAGGGCUUGAGAAGGUCGGUUGAGCACCUGGUUCCACAGGCCUCGUUGUUCCUGCAGCUGCUGGCGGAUCCCUGGGCGGUGGAGGUUGACAACGAGCCAAAGGCGAAGAGGCAUUUCAUGCAGUUUUCGGGGGUGGCGUCGGCGGUGAUCAUGGGCAAGGUGCACAGGUCGAUGUUGUUGAUCGGAGUUCCCUGGCAGGCCUUCUUCCAGUCUUCGAGAUCGGUCGUCGUCUUGGCAGGGGCGGCAGUGGGGGGGKUCGCAAUGAUCUGGAAUUGAGGGUUUAAGUUAACACUACUACCGGGUUUUUUGUUAUUUUUUUUGUCCUUGUCCUUCUUGUUCUUGCCCAUGCGGCCACGCUUGAACAGAAGGGAUCGUUCGUCCUGUUCCUGUUCCAAUGGCUGGUCAUUGCUGCGAAGGUAUUUGCGCUCCCCCCGAACCGCGGAAACAAGACCGAAGUUGGAGGCGGUCGAAGCGAGGGCGAGGGUGGCGAGGAAGACGUUUUGGUAGAUCAUGUUUUGGCUGGCUUGGGGUGAAAGUUGGCUUGGAUUCUUGGGGUGCAGAGAGGUGCUAUGUGGUGCGAUGUGAUGUGAUGCGAUGUCUUUUGUCGGAUAGGUACKGCAGGAGAACACAACGAUGCGAUGCGAUGCGAUCUGAUCUGACUCGUGCAAUGGAUGGAUGCUGGGUUUGGUUUUAUGACACCCUCUGGAAUAAAAGAGAUGCGCUUCG
Pseudo-nitzschia multistriata is the source of this 2022-nucleotide messenger RNA. The record is from the annotation of a GenBank genome assembly. NCBI's taxonomy places the organism in Eukaryota, Bacillariophyta, Bacillariophyceae, Bacillariales, Bacillariaceae.